UUUAUGUAUUUGAAGUAUUUAAACUCUUGCUGGAUUUGAUGUAUUUGGGCCGUGAUAAAGUUUUGUGUCUCAACUUUGCUCCGGGACAUCUGACCACGGCCUGGUGUGUGCUGUUCCCAGGGAAGAUCCCCAAGCUGUUCACAGAGGUGGAAGUGAGUUCCCAGAGGGAUCCACAUCCCACUGAAACCCCCGAGUCUCCUGGGAGGAGCUCCCUGCAGGGGGCUGGAAGAAAUCCUGCCACGACGAAGCCGCCGAAGAACACCAGGGCUGAGGAGCAGGACGGGGAGGACCCGGAGAGGAGGAAGAGGAGGAGGAAGGCAACCAAGAGGAAAAGGGAAGGGAAGAGCCAGGAGGAGGAGGGGCCCCUGUCCUGUGACAUCAAGCUGGACGACACCCUGGACCGCACCUUGGAGGACGGAGCCAAACAGCACAACCUGACCGUGGUCAACGUGAGGAACAUCCUGCACGAAGUGAUCACCAACGAGCACGUGGUGGCCAUGAUGAAAGCAGCCAUCAGUGAGACAGAGGAUAUUCCUCUGUUUGUGACCAAAGUGACUCAGUUCCAAAUUGGAGCUGAGGAAAUUGCUUAUGAAGCUGAUGAUGAUGAUGACCCCGAGUACAACUUCCUGGAGGAUCUGGACGAGCCGGACACGGAGGAUUUCAGGAACGACCGUGCCGUGAGGAUCACCAAGGAGGGUUUGCCUUUGUGA
Lepidothrix coronata (blue-crowned manakin) is the source of this 710-nucleotide messenger RNA. Its product is annotated as GON-4-like protein. NCBI's taxonomy places the organism in Eukaryota, Metazoa, Chordata, Aves, Passeriformes, Pipridae. Gene Ontology annotation, molecular function: transcription coregulator activity. Gene Ontology annotation, cellular component: nucleus. Gene Ontology annotation, biological process: regulation of DNA-templated transcription. The transcript is spliced from 7 exons. Bases 39 to 710 code for a protein of 223 amino acids. The record is from RefSeq and is a predicted model, not a curated record.